AUGAGUUCAUGCGCAAGUGGAUCGACAAAGGGCACGGACGGGGACGCCGACAUUGUGGAGAUUGACAUCGAUACUGUUGGCCACAAGGAUGAAGCGACUGUCUUAGUGGAUAUUCUCACCAGGAGCGACGAAUUGGAAGAUGCGCAAAUUGGGGCGUCUCAGGGAGCUUCUGGCUCAAACGAUAUCGGAGGAGCUGAGCACAUGCAAGAAGGCCAAGCAGGUUUUCUAACGGACCUUCUGACCAAGCGAGACGAGCUGGAAGCAGCACAAGCAAAUUCCGACAGGGUUAUCACCAAUCCAGAAUGCCAAGAUUUUGGGCCUGGCAGUAGCCAACCUGGUGCCCAUCAUGUGAGUGCAACCAACGAAUACCGUGUUGCUACUUCUGGAGGACUGGUCAAGAACAGCGUGACAGAAGCGCAAUCGCGGCAAGUUGACAUUGCGACUACAAAGACAGUAUUGAGGGAUACUGCAGAUAUCCACCUAUUAUCCAAGCCGGGGGCCUUUCCAGCGGCAACUGGCGCAGCUGUAACUGCGGUUAUUACAUCCAAGAAUAUCGAAAACGAAGUGACAAAUGUCUUGGUAACUCGGGAAAACGUGAUGGAUUCCUCCAACAACAAUCCAGAUUCUCUGGGAGGAGAACCAGGAGAAGGCGGUCCACAACCGGGUGCCUAUCCCAUGGCUAGUGUCCCAAGGCCAACUGAAUCAUCCGAGCGGGAGGAAUCACGAAUCCAAAAUGAACAAGCGCCAUGGGACAUUACUGGAUCUGUUUUCCACGCGAACAUUACAAGGGGGCAAUACGAUGGAGCUGCGCCUCCCCUACCAGGAGAAACGGCACUACGGCGAGGAAGAUAUGUCGAGCAGACCGUGGAGCCAGGAGCGGUGGCAACGGCAGGGCAAACUAUGCAAGAAAACCCCGAUGCAUCCAUAAUGUGGAAUAUGGCCACAACGGAGACGUAUAAUGCCCCUCUCUUUGGAGGUGGCACUAGUGGACUGGUGGAAGCCAGAGCUGUGGACGAAGAGGACCCAGCAGAUCUGACCCAAUGCCAAUGA
Molecule: messenger RNA, 1050 nt
Organism: Seminavis robusta
Lineage: Eukaryota; Bacillariophyta; Bacillariophyceae; Naviculales; Naviculaceae
Source: the annotation of a GenBank genome assembly